AUGAGAGUAACUGUUCUAACUGUAAUAGAUUUGGCGGUCAGUGCGGGUUUAGAUCAACCCGUGUGUAUUUGUGGCGAUAGGCCUUGUCCCUUUGCUUUGACACCUCCUCGAAAUGAUUCAGUACCUUCACAAGGACCAAAGAAAGGGCUUGAUGAUAAGUGGAAGUAUGUAAUAGGGGCGUCACUCGGCAUACCUAGUAUCAUUAUAUCGUCCAUCAUCAUAUUCUGCUACCUUAAACGACAAUUGGUUCCAGCAAUUUUGUCAGCAGAUGAUGCACGAUACUUACAGUGUGGUCGCCAGUUUCAGUGUGGGGGUAUGAAAAAUAUUAGCUAUCCCUUCUGGGGUGAUCCUCAACCGUACUACUGUGGUCUCCCAGAAUUCAAACUCGGGUGCCAAGGCCAAUUCCCUACAUUAAAGAUCUUGUCACAAACAUUUCGAGUCUUGAUUAUAGAUCAUGACAACCAAGUUUUGAGGCUUACCAGAUUAGACGUCUACAACAAUACUUGCCCCUCUGCAUUCAUGAAUACCACAAUUAGUUACCUAUUCAGUUACACUCCCAAUUUCGGGAACCUGACUAUGUUCUUUGGAUGUUCGUCUAUCAGUACAGCAUUAGCUUCCAAUAAGUUCCUUUGUUACGAGAAUGGUACCUUGGUUGAGAAUGGCUACUUCACAAUUGGAUCCAUUCCAACUGAUAGAGAACUUGGAAACUGCACGACUUGUAUUACAGUCCCUGUGCUCCAAACAGCAGUAAAUGCUCUUAGAAAUAACUUAACAUCGAUUGAUCGGGUUCUAAAUGAUGGAUUUGAAGUACACUGGAUCACGGACGACGCAGCAUGUACAGAGUGUGCAGGAUCUGGUGGGAGAUGUGGAUACAACUCAAGUUAUUUUAAACCUAUAUGUUUCUGUCCUGAUAAAGCUUACUUGAUGAGAUGUCAACUUCCACCAGGAAACCAUGUGGAACCCAGAAUUCGUAUUAUAGCUGCAUCCACGUUUGGAGCUUGCAUUAUUUUGGGAAGCCAUGAAGUUCUACAGAUUCCACCAAAGCCUUUUCCUUCUUCUCCCAACAGAAAACUAGACAGUGCUCCCACUCCCAGUAUGCUCGAGUCUUCCACAGAUUGA
Messenger RNA from Fraxinus pennsylvanica, 1119 nucleotides. The record is from the annotation of a GenBank genome assembly. NCBI's taxonomy places the organism in Eukaryota, Viridiplantae, Streptophyta, Magnoliopsida, Lamiales, Oleaceae.